Messenger RNA from Aricia agestis (brown argus), 929 nucleotides. Its product is annotated as cysteine-rich motor neuron 1 protein-like. The coding region runs from base 70 to 909 and encodes 279 amino acids. NCBI's taxonomy places the organism in Eukaryota, Metazoa, Arthropoda, Insecta, Lepidoptera, Lycaenidae. The record is from RefSeq and is a predicted model, not a curated record. Gene Ontology annotation, molecular function: protein binding. Gene Ontology annotation, cellular component: membrane. The transcript has 5 exons.
GCCGGUAAACGUGUUGCCCUGUAGUCUGUAACACGUCUGCCGUCUGUAAAUAAAGGUUAAGUGGAGAUAAUGUUGCAUAACAUAGUGUUGUUAUGCUUGUGGAUCCUACAUUUUCAUAAUGUAAGGGCUAAAACUUGGGAAGGCUGCACGGAUCUCCGCGGGCGCGUGAUUUCUCACGGCCUUCAUUAUGUGCCCGGCCCGGAUAUCUGCACACUUUGUGUCUGCGACAGUGGACUGCCCAAAGUGUGCAAGUCAGUCAUGUGCUCACCACCGAAGGACUGUAAGUCUUUUCGGAUGGGCGACACAUGCUGUGAGUUCAUAUGCCUGGAUGACAUAAUGAAGCCUGUAGACAGUACGGCGGCUAACAUCAGUGUGACAGAUACGAGGGCUCGAGGUUGCACGGAUCUUCGUGGGCGCGUGAUUUCUCACGGUCUACAUUACGUGCCCGGCCCUGAUAUCUGCAAAAUAUGCGUCUGCGACAAUGGGAUGCCCAAAGUGUGUAAGUCGGCCCUGUGCUCACCACCAAAGGACUGUAAGUCUUUUCGGAUGGGCGACACAUGCUGUGAGUUCAUAUGCCUGGAUGACAUAGUGAAGCCUAUAGACAGUACGGAGGCUAACAUCAGGGUGGCAGAUGCGAGGGCUCAAGGUUGCACGGAUCUCCGCGGGCACGUGAUUUCUCACGGUCUGCAUUACGUGCCCGGCCCAGAUAUUUGCACAAAAUGCGUCUGCGACAGUGGAAGGCCCAAAUUGUGUUAUUCGGACCUGUGCACACUACCAAAGGAUUGUAAGACUUUUCGGAUGGGUGACACAUGCUGUGAGUUCAUAUGCCUGGAUGACAUAGUGAAGUCUGUAGACAGUACGGAGGCUAACAUCAGGGUGGCAGCCGGAGGAGCGGCCUCUGUCAACUAAAAAAGAAGAAUGAAAGUCAA